Ogataea haglerorum is the source of this 1428-nucleotide messenger RNA. RefSeq lists its product as uncharacterized. Gene Ontology annotation, biological process: guanine metabolic process. The record is from RefSeq and is a predicted model, not a curated record. Gene Ontology annotation, molecular function: zinc ion binding; guanine deaminase activity. The coding region runs from base 1 to 1428 and encodes 475 amino acids. The transcript has a single exon. Lineage: Eukaryota; Fungi; Ascomycota; Pichiomycetes; Pichiales; Pichiaceae. Gene Ontology annotation, cellular component: cytosol.
AUGUUGCAAUCAAAGGCCUUGCAAACGAUUGGGUUUACGGUUUAUUAUGGGAUGCUUGUUCACACCCCUAAUUUUGGUGACCUCGAGGUGAUUCCAAACGCAAGGAUAGGUGUCGACAGUCGCGGAAUCAUAAUAUACAUAGCUACAGGGCCUUUGAUGACGACUAUCGAAGGUGAAGCUCAAAGUUAUGAUCCCUCUGUACAAAGCAUCAGUGUUGUUGACAUCUCUACCUUUGGAUUCAAGAAGUUUUUUAUUCCUGGGUUCAUAGACACUCAUAUUCACGCUCCCCAGUUUCCCAAUUGUGGAGUUUUUGGUAACUCUACGCUGUUCUCCUGGUUGACUAAGUAUACAUAUCCAGUAGAGAUGGCAUUGGAGGACCCCUUGAAGGCAACGGACGUUUACGAUAGAGUUGUUCAAAAAACACUUUCCAAUGGGACUACUUUUUGUGCAUACUACGCAACUAUUCAUACAACUGCAACUAAUAUCUUGGCUGACUGUGCUUUCAAACAUGGCCAGCGGGCAUACAUCGGGAGAAGCUGUAUGGAUUGUGCGAAGAAAGAAUACACAGAUCACGGCCUAGAAGACGGAAUGCAGUCGACGAGGACGGUAAUUGAGCACGUGAAAAAGAUUGACCCAGACUACAGCUUAAUUAAACCAAUAUUGAGUCCACGGAACGCCAAUAAGUGCUCACCGGACUUCAUGCUUUGGCUUGCAGAACAAAGCCGUGAACAAAACCUUCCAAUUCAAGCACAUCUUAGUGAGACUGAGGACGAAGUUGAGCAAAUUUUGAAGAUGUUUCCUAACUGCAAAACCUAUACCGAGAUAUACGACUCGCACAAGCUCCUCACCGAAAACACCAUUCUAGGACACUGUAUUUUUUUGGAAACUGAAGAGCUGAAGCUUAUCAAUGAGCGAAAGAGCUCUAUUUCACAUUGUCCAACGUCUAAUAGCUGUCUCACGUCGGGAGAAGCCAGACUGAGAUGGAUAAUUGACAGCGGAUCAAAAGUUGGCCUCGGCACGGACAUCUCAGGUGGAUUUUCUCCAUCGAUGCUCACUACAGCGAGACAUGCAGUCCUUGUAUCUCGACAUGUCGCCAUGAAAACCAAAUCUGACCACGAUAAGAUUUCAGUCAACGAAUCACUCUACCUAGCGACCCUAGGGGGAGCAAAGGUGAUUGGUAUGGACCGAGAGUUUGGAUCGUUUGCUGUGGGGAAAAAGUGGGAUUGUCAGCUAAUAGACUUAGACACCGAAGGAUCUCCUGUUGACCUUUUUGACUUCCUAAACCCAUCCAAUGAAGGAUUACUCUCUGGAGACCCAUCACAUAUUUCCAAAUUCCAGGAUCUCAUUGACAAAUGGGUUUUUAAUGGAGAUGAUAGAAAUGUAAGAAAAGUAUACGUUAAUGGUCGAUGUGUACUUGACAAAGAUUGA